Mugil cephalus (flathead mullet) is the source of this 5968-nucleotide messenger RNA. RefSeq names its product family with sequence similarity 193 member A (gene fam193a). NCBI's taxonomy places the organism in Eukaryota, Metazoa, Chordata, Actinopteri, Mugiliformes, Mugilidae. Bases 176 to 5020 code for a protein of 1614 amino acids. The transcript has 23 exons. The record is from RefSeq and is a predicted model, not a curated record.
AGGCCAUAUUGGAUUCUAUGAAGUCGGCUUGCACUUUGAUGGGAUUGAGUGUCCGUCGUUUUGGGAGUCUAUAAAUCGCUUUCCCGGAUUUAUAUCAGAGUGAUCACAGCAGGCAUUCCGCUCGAGACUCUGCCAAGUCUGGACGGCAAGUUGUCUCGUUUUGUUGUGGAAAAAAAUGAGUCCAACCGAUGCUAAACGGGGGGCUAAACGCAGGAAGAACAAGCGGGGCGGUGGCAGUAGCUGCAGUGCUGUCUGCAACACCAGCGGUGGCAAGGCCGGGGUUGCUUCGGCCCUCGGCUGUGCGGGAACUGCAACACCUGCCUCUGUCGUCAGCUUUUUAACACCUGGGAACACGGGCAGCGGGAAUAUGGGGUCCAUCACCGGCUUGAACGGAGAGGUCAAAGUGAACAACAGUGUUGCACCACAGUUUACGGAAGGACCAGUGAAUGCAGACUUCUCCGGAGUCCUUCAGACCCCAUUCACGUUCGGCCUGAACCAGCGGGCGCCGUACACAGCCGGUGAACGGUGCCUCUUGUGCCGAUGUGAGCGUAAAGACAGCGUCGUGCCUUCAGAGACAGGCAUUUCAGGCCAGAACGGUACCGCACAGCCCGCUAAGACAGCCAGUGCCCUUCAGCUGCCUCUGUGGGUGUGCUCCGACUGCAGGCGCACGGUGGAGAAGGAGGACCGACAUACUAAUCUGGAGCAGUCGUUGGGGAGUCAGGACUUUCUCUUGCACAUGCCUGUGGGUAAUGGAAACCUCGGCCAGGACGCAGCCACAGGGGACAGACUGACCACUGCUGCGCCUACAUUACCCGUGCUCCCCGCUCCGGACCUGACCGCACCAAUGCCUGCUUAUUCUGUGUGCAGCUGUGAAGCCUGCAAUGAGAGGCGGGAGAUCACGGCGGAGUCGGAGAGGGAGUCUCAGCAGCUGCAGAACCACUGGUCGGAGGUGCGCUAUCUGGUGCGCUGCAUUUACCGUCAGACGGGGACUUCUCUCGCGGACGACCACGACCAGCCCCUAGAGAGAGACAAGGAAGGCAUGAAGGAGCUGGUGGACAGACUCUGUGAGAAGGAUCCCUAUCAGCUGUAUCAACGCCUGGAGCAGCAGGCUCGAGAAUACGUGUUGGAAAUGAAGGUGCGGCUACUUAAGCAUCUGUCCGCGGGCUCCAAAACUGCGGGGCCAGUGGCGACUGUGGCUGCAGUCCAGUGUCCUCCUCAGGCCCACCAGUUUAUUUCCCUGCUGCUCGAGGAGUACAACGCCCUCUGUCAAGCUGCACGCACCAUCAGCAGCUUCCUGCUCACCCUGGAGAACGAGCACCUCCAGAAAUUCCAGGUGACGUGGGAGCUGCACAACAAGCACCUUUUUGAGAAUCUGGUUUUCUCUGAACCGAUCUUACACACCAGUUUACCGGCACUCAUUGCACAGCUGAAACAUGGCACAGCCUCUCAUGAUUCAUACAAUGAAGAUAUGUACAGGACUUUGUUAGAGAGCUACCACCAGUUGCAGCAGGAGAUGGCAUCAGUGGCUGCUGAAUGGCAGGAAUGCGAGAAGAGGAUCGAUGACUAUGUAGAUGAACAGCUGCUUUUUAAGGUGGAGGGUCAGAGCGUCACCAACCAAAGAACAGAGCCGCACAAGUCCUUGAUUAGCAAAAACACUUUAAAGACAAAGCAGCGGAUGCUGAAGGAGGACUGGGAGUUCUUUAAGCAGAGGAGAUUUAUAGAAGAACAGUUGCCCAACAGUAAGAAGUCAUCCACAGCUGAUAACAACUUCACAGACACUAUGAGAAUGCUCUCGUCUCGCCUGAGUAUUCCCGACUGUCCAAACUGCAAUUAUAGAAGAAGGUGCACAUGUGAUGACUGUAGUCUCUCCCACAUACUGACGUGUGGCAUCAUGGACUCUCCCAUCGCUGAGGACCUCCACAUCAAGCUGCCCUUGCAAGGGGAACCUCCCCGGGACUAUCUAACGGAGGUGCACCCCCCCAGCCUCUCGUCCGGCAGUUCAGCAUCUGGCUCCAACUCCAGCUCUCCCAUCACCAUUCAGCAACAUCCGAGGCUCAUUCUGCCUGAUGGGGACACCAACACUUUCAUUAGCGAUGAUGAUGAAGUGCCUCCGUUGUCCAGUAAGUUUGGGGACAUCUACCCUAUUAGUGGUUACGAAGACAACGGUGCUGUGACCGCUGCUGUGAACGGCCUCCAUAAUGACAUGAAUGGGGAAGGUGACAACGUGGCACUUAAGGCAGGGUCUCCUCAUAUUACCAGCAGCAGUAGUUCAUCUGAGGGUGAUGAGGAGGAAGCGAAUGGUGAGGUCGGUGGGGAGCCCCCAGGGCAGCAGGAUGAGCUCUCCCCGGGAAAGACGAAUAGUCCUCCACCCUCCUAUAACCAUCAACAGGUAGAACAAGUCCAGCAUGCCUGCGAAUGCCACGUGUGCAACCAGGACCCCAGCUCCUCCGCCCUGGGCCCCGCCACGUGCCUACCCCCGAGUCGGCUCCACGCGGCGCCUCCCCCCAACGUCGGACAUCAGUUCUUCACAGACGGCAAGAAUCCCCCCGCGCACCCUGCCCUCCACUUGUACCCACACAUCCACGGCCACCUGCCCUUACACAACUUCUCCCGGCCCCUGCUGCAUCCUACGCUCUACCCGCCCAGUCCCCCUCUCACACACAACAAGCCUCUGCCCCCGAACCCUACAUCAAACCACUCAGCGGCCAAGCAGCCGGCCUUCAGCGCAUCGUUACCAGAACACGUAUACCAGAACUGCUUCGGCGGUGCAGGUGGGGCAGGUGACUGGAAUAGCUCGCUGCAGUGCCUCUCGCUUAAGUUUGAAAAUCUGUGGGAUGCUACAGUGAUGAAGAGCUGGAAUUCAUCUAUGCUGUUGCCUGAAUCUCUACCAGGUGACAUGCUCGGACCGCCCCUCGCCGACGUGCCCCUGCCUCCAACGUCAUCUAUUGGCCCCCAAGGGGAACACCUCUCCCUGCCCACCCCCAUGCCCCCAUCGUCCUCAUCAUUGUCAUCGUCGUUGUCCUCGUCAUCGUCCUCGUCGUGCUCCUCUUCGGAAGCCAAAGAGCAGAAGAAGACCGGCGCCAAGAAGAAGUGUCUCUACAAUUUCCAGGAUGCCUUCAUGGAGUCCAACAGAGUGGUGAUGGCCACCUCUGCCUCCACGUCCUCUGUGUCCUGCACUGCCACCACUGUCCAGUCAAGUAAUAACCCACCCAUCCACCUAGCAUCUAAAAGACCCAACUCUUUAGAUGAUGUAUUUCACAAUCUAGGCAAAGAGGACCACAGGCAACCCACUCCAGUUACUAGAAAUGGCUCCACAGGACUGACCUCACUCCCUCCGCUUUCGGGCCCUGCCCUGCCCCCAGCCCCCACCACGCACCUCCCCAUAAUGGGAUCACAGCCCUUUCCAAAGAUGGCCACACCAGCGCCAGAGUUUGUGGAGUCCCACCAGGCACUGUGCCUACCACCUGCAGAACCUCCAGCCUCCUCAUUGGACGGCCCCAUCAGUGCCCCACCCAGCGUCUGCAGUGAUCCUGACUGUGAAGGCCAUCGCUGCGAGGGGAACGGGGCAUACGAGCCGCCAUAUGAUGGAGAGGAGAGCCAGGACGAGGACAGCUGCUCCGAGCAUAGCUCCUCCACCUCCACUUCCACCAACCAGAAGGAAGGAAAGUACUGUGACUGCUGCUACUGCGAAUUCUUUGGGCAUGGCGGGCCCCCGGCUGCUCCCACCAGUCGAAACUAUGCAGAGAUGCGGGAGAAGCUUCGCUUGCGUCUUACAAAACGCAAGGAGGAACAGCCAAAGCGUGAGGAGCAGCAGCCAGUGAUAGAAAGAGAUGGAGGCGUGGAGGACCACAGGCGGGUGGAGGACCUGUUGCAGUUCAUCAACAGUGUGGACAGUAAACCUGCGUCCAGUUCUAAGGCAGCCAAACGGGCCAGGCACAAACAAAAGAAGAUGGAGGAGAAGGCCCGUCUGGAGGCAGAGGCCCGUGAAAGGGAGGAGCAACAGGUGUUGGAGGAGCAGCAACGGCGACAGCGGCAGGAAGAGGAAGAGGCGGCGCUUAAAAAAGAGCUGCUUCGGCUGCAGGAGCUGCAGCAACACCGCGCUGCCAAAAAGAAAAAGAAAGAGAAAGCGAAGGAAAACACAGCUCCCCCCCAAAACAACCCCCAGCCCCUCAAACAGACAGCUCAGAACGUCCUAGAUAACCUUCAGAACGGAAAGUCGCAGCUGCUUCAGACACUCAUCUGCUUGCCUGACCAGAAGGAGCCCAGGUUCGACCCCGUACCCCGGCACAACUUACAGCACAGCCCUAAGCGCACCACUGAGAAGGGGUUUUCUACUGAGACCAACAUCCCCAACUCUCCGGCCAACCUCCACAAUGGCACCUCCACAUCUCCAAUUGAGGUCAGCGGUAAAGUUAAGACCAAGCAGUCUGCCAAGCUGGCCACCUGUGAGGCCGCUGUGAAGAGGGGCCCGGAGUUGCCCAAGAGCUCUGAUGUGACUGCAAAGCUGGCCAACGGCACCUCCCCCACCACUACAACAGACACCAAAGCAAUGCGGAUCAGGCCCGUCGAGGCCCUCGCGUCCCUACCAACCACUGAACCACAGAGGGAGGAAAGGUGUAACAACAGGAGUGCCAGCGGCAAAAGGCAACAGCAGCCCCUCACCCAAAUAAAGGAAGGCAGGAGAAGUCCCCCGGUGUCGAACCCAUCCCCGUCCCCCCCUCCGAGUUCCCAGUCCGAGCAGAGCCAGCAGAACGGCAAAGCUCCCAGUGCAGAGUCUCCACAGCCCAAAGGCAAGACCAAGAAGAGCAAGAAGAAGAAGGGGGACAAGAUGAACAGCUUAAUAGAUGACGUAUUCUUGCCCAAAGACAUCGACCUGGACAGCACGGAAAUGGAUGAGACGGAGCGGGAGGUGGAAUAUUUCAAAAGGUUUUGCUUGGACUCUGCCCGGCAGACGCGUCAGCGGCUUUCCAUCAACUGGUCAAACUUUAGUUUGAAGAAAGCUACGUUUGCUGCACACUGAGGGUAUUAGUGAGUGACUGUCAGGACACAAUCAGUACCUUAACAGCUAUACAAACCCACCACCCCCCCGCCCCCCUUCACCUCCACCCAACUCUUGUCCUCCCGCUGUGCCCAAAUCACACCCAGGCUGCCUUGCUUUGUUCUCGUCACUGUGUGGUACCAACAUAAAGAUCCAUCUGGACUGUCCCACCCGCAGAACUAAAACAAAAGUGAAAAUUUAACGACACAAGAAGAAUCAUGAAUUGCUACAUCCGAUUAAUUUCCCUCGCGUGCUUGUGUGCUUUUAGUCUGAGUUGGGCAUAUCUCUUGACUGAAAAAGCCAUGGUCUGAAAUUAUUAAAUUAUUUUCUUAUAUUGGCUUACAUGUAGUAAAACGAUGCAUACUAUGUUCGGAUGGUUUCCUUCCAAGAAAAUGAGACAACAAAAAAAAAAAACACAAUGGAAACUUUAAAAAAAAAAAAGAAAAGAGAAAUGUAAUGAAUUAAAAGCUGUAUUUGAGAUAUUGUGGCUUACUUAUCCCAUCGUUUCCCAUUCCUAGCACGGCAUCUCAUCCACAUGUUUGGCAGGGGAAUGGGCUUGGUUAGCUGGUCUCCACUCCCCCCCUCCCCUCCCCUCUCCCCACACACCAACUCCACCCUAGUUCACAGAAAGGAGGAAGGCGUUAAUACUUGACAAUGUUCUUUUUUUGGUUUUUAAGUUCUGUUUAACAAACUGUUGAGUAAAAGUGUACCAGUUACAGUUUUGUUUUCUUUAUUUUUGACCUGUAGCCAGCUUGUAUCAGGAUACUUUCAGAAUGAAAUUGAAAAAGAACAAUACUCACACUAUCAAUCUGUUAUAGAGUGUAUAUUGUAUUAACACUGAAGCCAAACUGGCUACUUUUAACAUAUUGUUAAGUAAUAUUAAAUCUUGUCUUUCUUUUUUGAAAGAUGGAAUACAGUAGUAUGGCAGGA